AUGGUAAAUGAGGACUAUACCAAUUCCCUGGAGUUUGAGAUUGCGGAGGACGAAGAGAAGCAGGUCAAAGAGACCGCCAUCAAGCUGAGAAAGUCAUUACCGGACUUGGAGAGAAUCCUGGAGUUGGUAGAAUGUGCGAUUCAAAUCAUCGAGGACACCAUCAGUGAGCACAAAGACUGCAAAGAGCUGCUGUCCAUUCCCGAAGAGCGUUUUCUCUAUGUCGAGAAGAAUCUUCAGACUCUGCGCUCCAAAGCGAUUUCCUUCAAGACAUAUCAAGAAACACGUAUCAGGAGGAUCAAUGUCUGCUUAUCAACGCUCUCAUCCCUUCUGAGCCUUAGGGCUGACAGCGCCAUCAAAGCGAGCACAGAAGCAAUGACGAGAUUGACAGAAGCCAAUCGAGAGGACAGCGGUAGAAUGAAUGAGAUUUCCAUAGCUACGAAGCUCGACAGCGAGGCUAUGAUCACCAUUGCGAAACUCACCAUGUUCUAUCUACCGUCAACAUUUGUAGCGACACUUUUCAGCAUGGGCAUCUUCAAUUUCGAUUUUGACGAUGGCAAGAAUGGGCGUCUUGUCAUGUCCAGCCAAUGGUGGAUGUACAUCAUUUUUGCGAUCCCUCUCACUCUGGGGACGUUUUACUGGUUCAGAGCGGUUACAAGAUCGCACAAGCAGGCAAGCCAGAAAGCAGAACGAGAAGCCAAGCAGCCUGAAUGA
Messenger RNA from Fusarium musae, 711 nucleotides. RefSeq lists its product as uncharacterized. The transcript has 4 exons. Bases 1 to 711 code for a protein of 236 amino acids. NCBI's taxonomy places the organism in Eukaryota, Fungi, Ascomycota, Sordariomycetes, Hypocreales, Nectriaceae. The record is from RefSeq and is a predicted model, not a curated record.